Messenger RNA from Misgurnus anguillicaudatus (oriental weatherfish), 2214 nucleotides. RefSeq names its product GLIS family zinc finger 1a (gene glis1a). Lineage: Eukaryota; Metazoa; Chordata; Actinopteri; Cypriniformes; Cobitidae. Gene Ontology annotation, molecular function: RNA polymerase II cis-regulatory region sequence-specific DNA binding; DNA-binding transcription factor activity, RNA polymerase II-specific. The record is from RefSeq and is a predicted model, not a curated record. Gene Ontology annotation, biological process: regulation of transcription by RNA polymerase II. Gene Ontology annotation, cellular component: nucleus.
AUGCUUACUUUUUGCUGGGAAAGUAACUUGAAGAACAUCAUGAGGCCUACAAAGCUCAGCCCAGCAGUUGCACAACUGGAACAGUUUGGCUUGGUUAACAGCAAUGAUGAAGAAUGUAUGUCCUGUGUAAACCAGCAGUUAAAUCAACCGAUCCAAAUCGAAGGCCUGAAGAUGUACAGCAUUUUUGAGUCACCUGUGUCGAUAGCAGGAGAUGAUCUCGAUUUAAUCUGUUCAUCCAAUCAAUCCGCUGUAUCAUAUAUCAGUGGAGUAAAGAGCGACGCAUCCUGCACUCUUUCCAUUGGAAAUAACUUAUCGCAUGAUGCUGAUACUUUAUCCUCUUCCUUAUUCUGCUCUUCCCUCUCCACAUCAUCUUUAAGCCCCUUCUCUCCAUCCUUCUCUUCUCCUUCCUCCAACCACUCUUCUGGCUCUGUAUCUGAGUCGUGCCUCAGAUCUCCAUCUCUAGUCUCCACUCUCUGCGGUCCACCUGAGGGCCAGGACCUCUUCAGUUGUCCGCAGCAGGAAAAGCCUCCAGAAGACUCUCUGUUUCCCAAGUCUCCCAAGAACGAACCUGUUGCUGAAUUUCACAUUUGUAGGAAUACGAGUAAGAAGCUUCUACAUGUUGAAAACAAAGAAUUGCUUCAGUAUCUCUGUGCUGACUCUAACAUAGCCAAUGAACAAACCCAGCACCAUAAUGUUUACAAUGUUAAAAAACUUCCUAUACUACAGCAAUGCAAGAAUGGCUCAGGACUGAGCGUAGAUGAUGGAGCAAAUGGCCAGCUGAGUAUUGGACACGCAUGUCAGUGGAUGGAUUGUAGAGCAACCUAUGGACGGAAAGAAGAACUCGUAAGACACAUAGAGAAGAUUCACAUAGAUCAGAGGAAAGGAGAGGACUUUACAUGUUUCUGGGCAGGAUGCGUCCGUCGACACAAACCCUUCAACGCUCGAUACAAGCUCCUCAUUCACAUGAGAGUCCAUUCUGGUGAGAAGCCCAACAAGUGCAUGUUUGAUGGCUGCAAUAAGGCAUUUUCCCGUCUGGAGAACUUAAAGAUCCACCUACGCAGCCACACUGGAGAAAAGCCCUACAUAUGCCAACAUCCCGGUUGUCUCAAAGCCUUCAGCAAUUCCAGUGAUCGGGCCAAACACCAGCGCACACACCUAGACACUAAACCAUACGCAUGUCAGCUCCCAGGAUGCACCAAGCGUUACACGGACCCCAGUUCCCUGCGCAAACACGUCAAGGCCCACUCCACUAAAGCCCUGCAGACACAGGACAAGGGCCAGCUACGCAGUAAGGUGGAGCAGGAAGUUGUGGAUGUGUGCCUUGGCCUGCAGCGUCUCCAUGGCUCUGCUCCUGCUGUACACAGCCCAGACCACAGGUGUUCUGGCUCCCUCACUAAGAUUCACCAGGAAAGCUUUACUGUAUAUUCAGAGGAAGACGAAUCCUGUACCAGAACCUUAGCCGGAGCCACCAGUAUGAGUCUGGGCCAGUUAAACAGACACUGCAAUAUGAAUCAUCACAACAAUUUGCCCAAUAACAAGCUCAGUCAGCCAAGGCUUUCUGAAUUAGUUUUUGGAUUCAACCUGGUCAGCGGUACAAAUGAAGUACAGUCUGUCUCCGACAAACAUGUAAACCCACAUCAAAAACUCAACCAGAUGUUUAAUGAAAUACCAAUAAAUCACCAAGUUUUUCAGGCCUCUUGUAAUCGAAUUGAGCAUAUUUCCAGCAACGGAGGAGACGACCUGCACACUUUUGACCAAAAUGGAUUUCCUUUUACUUGCGUAAACUCAUCUGGAUACGGUCCAAUCCAGGACACCCCGGCAGCAAGUGGAAAUCACCUCCCUCUCUUGCCCUGUUCCAGUUGGCAUGUAUGACCACUUUCUCGGUCAGAUCUGCUCUCUGUAGCCUGAGAAGUGAGCCACAGCUUUGAUCCACCGCACCUGGAAGCAACAGUGAUGGAGUCAUGAUGACAAUUUUUUUCUUGAGAAAAUUCCCUUAACAGAACUGUGUGCUGAAUCCACAUCCUCUUUGAAAUUCCUCAAGUAGUGCGUCAGAGAUAAGACUGUCUCUUUACAUGACUACGGUGCUGACAUUUUCCUGCUUCGGCACUUAUUAUGCUUCUAAAUGGACACUGUAAUUUUCUAUGUUUAAUUUACACUGAGUCUUUAUAUAACUUUGGUUCUUUUUUAAACAUUAAAGGUCUCGUUCUUUCUGUG